Molecule: messenger RNA, 4808 nt
Organism: Mauremys mutica (yellowpond turtle)
Lineage: Eukaryota; Metazoa; Chordata; Testudines; Geoemydidae
Gene: ABI3
Product: ABI family member 3
Exons: 11
Coding region: 367-1365 (332 amino acids)
Biological process (GO): regulation of cell migration
Cellular component (GO): lamellipodium
Molecular function (GO): SH3 domain binding
Source: RefSeq, a predicted model, not a curated record
CAAAAAUGAAGACACCCAUGAUCACAUCAGCUCUUGGAACAUUUCAGCCUUGGUGAUUGCAAACGGAUACACUUCAGUUCUGUUAAUCCACAGGCCUUCAAACUCCCAAGAGGUGAGCAGAGGAUUCUGGCUGUUACCGACAUGAACGCAGAUGUGCUGCACUUCAAAAGGGUUUCGUUUUUGGGGGCGGCCCCACCCAAUCGAAAGAUCAUGCUACAGGCUGGUCAAGUUCCAUCUUCAGCAGUUCUUUUUCUGUGAGAUCUUGAGCCAUGUUGCCCUGCAACCAGAGUGGAAGCCCGUUACUGAUUUACAUGCAUCUUCUGGAAAUAGCAGGCAACAGACAAGAGGAAAGCCCUGGAGGAGACCAUGGCUUACAGUGCCCAGUCCUUGGCUAGCGUCGCAUACCAGAUCAGCAAUCUAGCCAGCAACGUCCUCCAACUGUUGGACCUGCAUGCAAGUGAACUCCACCAGGUGGAAGCCAGCGUCUGCUGCAUUGCGCAGAUGGUGGACGUGCACAAGGAGAAAGUGGCUCGUCGGGAGAUUGGAACGCUGACAGUCCGCAAGAGGCCCCUCCACUACCAGAAAAUCAUCUAUCCAACAUACCAGGAACCCUUGGAAGCUUACUACAGGAAACCCCUCAACUUCAGCGUCCUGGAUGACGUCGGUCAUGGGAUAAAGGACCAGAGCACGCAAUUGUCACGAACGGGAACCUUGACUCGGAAAGGAUCUAAGACAUCAUCUGGACAGUCAAUGGGCACCCUGGGGAAAAACCCUCGAAUCCCAGAGCCCAUUCAACUGCCUGUGGUUCCAGAAGGCAAACUCUCAGCAGCGUCCUCCACAUCAUCUUUAACAUCCCUCAGUUUCAGUGGAGCAGCUGGCAACGUCAAUGCCAAGGUGCCUGUCGCACAACCUAUGCCGCCCUCAGUGCCUAUCCCGGUGCCUCCUCCAUUGGACAUAGACACAAUGCUUCCCCCUCCCCCUCCGCCUCCUGUAGACAUGCCCGAACCGCCACCCAUCGGUUUCGAGAUGCCGCUCCCAGAUGUCCCUCCACCAUUCUCCACGCCAGGGGCUGACUUCCUGGAGCCCCCCCCUCCGCCUCCUCCAAGCUUGACGGAGUUUGAAGAUUUUGCCCCUCCUCCUCCUCCCCCGCUGGAUACAGAGGAACCUGUGUGGGCGCCAGACAGCUACUUGGAGAAAGUGGUGACCCUCUACCCCUACACUCAGCAAAAGGAGAACGAGCUCUCCUUCCCAGAAGGGGCCGUCAUUUACAUGACCCGGAAGCACUCGGAUGGUUGGUGCGAGGGCGUGACCAGCGAGGCAGAGGGGUUCUUCCCAGGCAACUACGUGGAACCUUUCUGCUGCUGACCUCGCGUGGAUGCAGGAGAUGACACCACUGAGGACUAGCAGAAGUUUUUCUCCUUCACCCUCCCCCAGCCUUGGGGUUAAUGGAGCCCAUUCUCUCGGCCAAACCAGUGAGGCCACCUCCAUCCCCCUAGCUCUGGCCACGGAAUUUAUCACUAUCCAUUUACAAUCCAGAUUGAUCAGAUUCUAGAUUCCCCCAUUCCCCCUCCUGGGCUAGGGCAAAGACAAGCCGAAGUCCCUGGCAGAAAGCACCAGGGAAAGGGAGCUCUCCGAACCCAAGACUUCUCAGGAGCAGCUUUGGAGGGCCAGGAAAGUGCCCUGCUUUGGCACUGCUACUUUCAGGUCAAAUCUUAGGCCCCCAGAGCUCAGUGGGAGUUUUGCCAUUGUUUACCCCCUGGGGACCAGGAUUGAAGCCUUUAGCAUGGAAUCCCUUUGCUUGAGGCUUUGAUUAUUCUCAGCUCUUAUUUCCACCCCCUAAACGUGCACCAUGAUCAGAGGAUCCUCUUCCAGGUUCCACAGGGAGCCUGCAGCCAGUCCCUCCCUCCCACCCACCAGACUGAAUGCAGCUGAGCAGCAGGAUGCUGUUGACUAGCUGGGAAGGUAGGUGUGUGGAGGGCUCCGAGAUUCCCAAUGCUCAGGGCUGUGCUCCAAGCCUUCCACACUCCUGACUCCUGCAGUAGCUUAGAAGGUGCUUAGCAGACUCCAGUGGGUCUGGCAGAGCCUUUUCCCCACCGCCUGGGACAGUGCUGCCCAAGCCCAGAAGUAGCAAUGGGCAAGAGAUCGAAUCCCAGCUCCGACAGUCAUAUCUGGUGACCUGGAGGAAGUCCAGUUUCUCUAUUUGGAAACCAGGCACAGUGCUUCCCUGCCUCGCAGGGCUGCAGUGGAGAUUAAUGUAGGUGCAUGGAGAGCCAUCAGCACAAAGCGUGAUGGCAGAGCGGCCGUGCCUCACCCGGCAGAAGCCUAGACAGGCAGAGACAUGAGAAAUGGAGAAUUAACUGCAGAAGGUGGUUGGAAGAUAGGAUGUUUUGCAAGGAGCUUUGGCAAUGAGACUAAGUUGUACAAACCAGAGCCAGUGGAUCCAGGCUCAGAUGCACGGGAAUAGCCCACUUGUUUCCUGCUGUGUAACGAUACAGAGCCAUGUAGCACCCUAUCAGGUUGCUGCUUGGGGUAUUAUGAGCCUUGUCCGCAAAAUGCAAAUGUCAGCAGAGCCGCAGCUUCUGCUUUGCCUCCUGCGAGUCUUUACUAAAAAUGGCAGCUGAUUGCCUUGAGGUGUGGAGUGAGUGAAAGGCAGCUCUGCCUCUGGGCCCCACCCAGGGCCUUGCCCCAGGGAAUUUUUGUGAGCAACCUGGGCGCGCUGAAUCCGCCGUGAGGACCCGCCUCGCUGAUGUCUCGCGGCACAUUGGAAGUAGAAAGGGAGGCUCAUUGGACCUGGACCCCUCUAAUGCCAGGUGCUGCUGAGACCAUUAGUAAGCAGGUCCUCUGCUGCGUGCCCUUGCUCAUGCCUCUCUGCAUCCCAGCUCCCUCACUGCUUAGAUAAAGGUGCCCACUUUUAAUAAAGAGUUUUAAAAGCUUGUGCCUCCCCUGGCUGUAGUGGAUGGGUGGGAACGUCAGUUGCAGGCUCGCCGCUGCUGAAACGUCCCAGCAAUGUGCCUGGAAAUGAGGGAGUUAACGUACCUGCAAUACCCUUUGUAAUUUUGAAGGCGAGGUUUCCAAAGUGGAGAUAGUGGAUCAGUGGUGGUUUAUGGUGCUGGCUCUCCAUCUUGUUGCCAGCUGCUAAAUUGCAGACAAAAAUAAUGAUCUUUGGGCCCUUUAAAGCCUCCUCAGAGAUCAGCUGGGUGUUGAGGGAGGGGAAUUAAUCAUACACCUCCCAGCUGGGUGUGGGAAUGGCAAAGGAGGGAGAAGGAAUCUUCCAAACAGCUGGCUGUAUUAUCUGCUGCCAUAGGCCCGCUCUGUAGACCUACUCAGUCACUUCGCCCUUGUCCUGUUCUAUUUACGCCCUCUGCUUCACAAUGAGAAAUUGACAUUUGUCCGGGAGCUUGGGUAGGUAAGUGGUGAAGGGAAACGUGGGGGAAAGGAUAAACUCUGGAGUCUACUUUGCCUAAGAGCAGUCAACAGGAAAACUCCCCCAGAAUCAACAGGUGACCAACAGUUACAUCAUCAUCAGGGUAAUGUGCAAUGUUUGCUUUUGUCCUAGCUGUAGCAGCUUGGGGCCCCACUCAGAGACACUCCCGCCCGCUCUGAAGUCAAGUGGUUACAGGACUCAGGCCCUUGCUAACACCUGGGUGGGUGUGGGGUAGCGUUUGAAUGAACAGCAUCAUUGCGAGGAGUCAGACUCCACAGGAAAAGCCAGUGGCUGAGGGAAGUGGAUUAAACCUUCAAACUGCCAUGUUUAUAUCUAAUGGGCCCAGUGCUAAUACACACCUACCCUUCCCUUCAUGAGCGUAUUUGCCUCUGCACCUGCUAAUUAAACCCAUUUUACAGAGGGAUCUAAUGAAUAAGCCAAAGUCCCAGUGAGCCAGGAACAGAUCUCAUCAGAGGCCCUGCUGCCUUUUCCUGGACCACAGCAGCUCAGUCAACAUACUCCUGGUGAAGCCUGGUAGUUAAGACACAGGACAAAUGCUUAGCCUGAACUGGUGUAUAUGGGGCCAGCAUCCAGUGCCCAAGGGGGGGGAGAUACUAGAUACCACAAGAGCUCUUCCUAAGCUAGUACACUCUGGUUUCUGGCACCAGGAAACCUUGUUUGCUCCCCAUUCCUCCCCUACAGAACAAACCACACACACACACACCAGCCUACCUUCCUUCUACUGCCUCUUGGGCAGCAGCCCAUCAAAGACACGAGUGGCAGGGGCCGGAGACUGCACAUGUGUCUUCUCCAAGUACCACUCCUGCUGCUUUCCGCAGCCCCAGGGAAAGGUGAGAAAGUGAAGUCACAGACCUGUAGUCGCCCAGGCGUGUGCAUAUAGAGAUAUAUAUUAAUAUAUUUAUGAUCGUUAGGGGCAGGUGGGGGUGUUCAUUUAAAUGUCCACAUCAAAAUACAUGUGCACCAAAUUCCAGACAAAUGUUUCGUACCUGCUGUUGAUAUUUACUAGAUAACGUUCGAUUUAAAAAAAAAAAAUUUCCAUGGCUUUAAGUUCCACACGAUUGGAGGGAGGAAGAACAAACAAACAAACUGCGAAGAGGAGAGCAAGCUGCUGCGGCUUUGGUUAGUUCUGUACUGGCAGAGUUUGGGUCAGGGCUAUAUGCUUUGGAGUAGACAGGCUGCAGUUCGUCCCAGUCGAAGCCACCCUCGAGGGUAGUUAAUACGGUGGUUGCCCAGGGAGAGAAUACUGACGAGGAGAGUGGAGAGAGGCUUUGAUCCUCUAGCCGUCUGGCCCCCAGGGGGUGCUAAGCACCACAGCUCCCCUUGCAAUCAGUGGGAGUUUCAGCACCUCCCAGGAUCAGGCCAA